CCGCGUGACUACGUUAGCAAGAUGGCUGCGCACAAGGGAAAGCAUGGUGUUAAGCGACGGGAUACCCCAUUGGGGUCAGCACGGCAGGAUUUGGACAACAAGCUUAAAUCCGUGCUAGAGAGCCGCGGCAAUGCUAACAAUGUCUUCGAUAUCUUGGAGUAUCUGGAGUCCGACAAGGAAGAAGAAGUUCAAGCUGCAAUCCGUACCUGCUCUAAACUCUUUGGUGCUUUGCUGGAAAAGAGGGAUCUUCAUGUUGGGAGCCUUCCCGCAGAAGACGAAAGCCUGCCUGACACCUUCAGUGCAGAAGACAAGUACAAGAUAUGGAUGAGGCACCGUUACAGAAGCUGUGUGAACUGUCUUGUGGGGCUCAUGCACCAAUUUUCUUUUCAAGUGCAGGAGCUGGCACUUUGCACGCUGAUGAAGUUUGUUCAGCUGGAAGGAAAGUUCCCUCUGGAAGAUGCCAAAUGGAAAGCGGCGUCCAUCUUUCCCAGAGACCUCUUAAGAUAUGUGGUAAACGGUCUGCUGCACGAGGAGGCUGAUGCCACCAAACUGAUCUCCAGAUUUCAAGAGUACCUGGAAUAUGACGACAUCCGCUAUCACACCAUGACUCUGAUCAACGACAGCAUUGCACGGGUGCACUCAAAAUCCAAAGAGUCUGUGCUCCCAGUUUUCCAAAACAAUUUAUUUUGCCUGAUCUCAUCCAUUAAUAUGCCAAUGGAGGAGAGCGCAUUGUCCAAUUUCCUAGUAGCAGAGAAAGAAAAGCAGGAUGACUGGAAGCUAGCUAAACUAAAGGAACAUAAAAAGGUUUUUGAGAAAGUGUGGAUGCACUUCUUGAAGUACAGACUUCCAGUUGGUCUUUAUAAGAAGGUUCUUAUGAUCUUGCAUGAGUCCAUUUUGCCUCACAUGACCAAACCCACCCUGAUGAUAGACUUUCUGACAGCUGCGUAUGAUGUUGGUGGAGCCAUUAGUCUUCUUGCUUUAAAUGGACUGUUUGUUCUGAUACAUCAGCAUAAUCUAGAAUACCCAGAUUUUUACAAAAAGCUUUACUCUCUCCUGGACCCCUCUGUGUUUCAUGUGAAAUAUCGAGCACGUUUCUUCCAUUUGGCUGACUUGUUCUUGUCAUCCACGCAUUUACCUGUGUACCUAGUUGCUGCUUUUGCAAAACGCCUGGCUCGUCUCUCACUCACAGCUCCCCCCCAAGUGCUUCUAAUGAUCAUUCCAUUCAUCUGUAACUUAAUAAGAAGGCAUCCAGCUUGCCGGCCUCUUCUCCACCGUCCGUCCUUUGAGGGAGAGCUGACAUCUGAUCCAUAUAUCAUGGAGGAGCAAGAUCCAGCAAAAAGUCAUGCCUUGGAAAGCUCUCUGUGGGAGCUGGAGACGCUUCAGAAACACUACCAUCCAGAUGUUGUGAGGGCAGCUAAUGUGAUCUUCCGUGCCCUCUCUACGCAAGAAGCGGAUAUCUCAGAUCUGUUAGAGCUGUCUUCGUACGAGCUAUUUCAGAAAGAAGUAAAGAAGAAAUUUAAGGCUGUGCCUCUGGAAUUUGAACCUGUUCGAGGAAUUCUUGGCAAGAAACGCGACAUUACCACUGAACAUUUUGCAUUUUAACAGUUUUUUCGAGCAAAAAAAUGUAUUCAAGAAUUUAUGGAAUGUUCAUAUAUACAGCAGCUGUCUGAUCUGAAUAAAUUAUAGAUUCAUGA
Molecule: messenger RNA, 1694 nt
Organism: Spea bombifrons (plains spadefoot toad)
Lineage: Eukaryota; Metazoa; Chordata; Amphibia; Anura; Pelobatidae
Gene: NOC4L
Product: nucleolar complex associated 4 homolog
Exons: 15
Coding region: 22-1602 (526 amino acids)
Biological process (GO): ribosome biogenesis
Cellular component (GO): nucleolus; small-subunit processome; Noc4p-Nop14p complex
Source: RefSeq, a predicted model, not a curated record